Mus pahari (shrew mouse) is the source of this 2322-nucleotide messenger RNA. It is a transcript of the gene Arhgap12, whose product is annotated as Rho GTPase activating protein 12. Gene Ontology annotation, cellular component: cytoplasm. The transcript has 16 exons. Gene Ontology annotation, molecular function: protein binding. The coding region runs from base 202 to 2322 and encodes 706 amino acids. Gene Ontology annotation, biological process: regulation of GTPase activity. The record is from RefSeq and is a predicted model, not a curated record. Lineage: Eukaryota; Metazoa; Chordata; Mammalia; Rodentia; Muridae.
CCCGCGCCGGCGCGCUCCGACGUGCCCUGGAACUUACCCUCCCUCAGAGACCAGCCUGCGGGGACGCCCGGUUGGAGUUGCGGCCGGGUUUAAAUGAAACAUCAGAUGUUUACAGCCUUCCAAGUGUUAUAUUAAUGCAUCGAGGCACAAGGCAUAAUGUGGCAUGCUAUCUAUUUUGAGAGUGAGUAUUACUGAGUAGAAAUGGCCGAGAGAAGUGGAAAGAUUACUGCAGGACAAGCGUAUAUUGAGGUGGAGUAUGAUUAUGAGUAUGAAGCAAAGGACAGAAAGAUUGUGAUCAGACAAGGGGAGCGCUACCUCCUAGUGAAGAAGACCAAUGAUGACUGGUGGCAAGUCAGACCUGAUGAGAACUCAAAAGCAUUUUAUGUGCCAGCACAGUAUGUCAAGGAGGUCACUCGAAAAGCUCUGAUGCCACCUGUGAAGCAGGCAACAGGACUGCCAAAUAACUCUAUGAAGACAAUACAGAGCAUGCAUCUCCAGAGAUCGACAGAAAAUGUGAACAAAAUGCCUGAGCUUUCAAGUUUUGGAAAGCCAUCGUCAUCUGUUCAAGGAACAGGUCUUAUUCGUGAUGCCAAUCAGAAUUUCGGAUCCAAUUAUAAUUCAGGCCAGACUCUCAACCUAAGCCUGGACCUGACCCAUAAUAAUGGAAAGUUUAACAAUGACUCACAUUCUCCUAAAGUUUCCAGCCAGAAUAGGACACGCUUAUUUGGUCAUUUUCCUGGGCCAGAGUUCUUGGACAUAGAGAAAACUAGCUUCUCUCAGGAACAGUCAUGUGACUCAGCUGGAGAGGGCUCUGAAAGAAUACACCAGGAUUCCGAGUCUGGAGACGAACUUAGCAGCAGCUCCACUGAGCAGAUGAGGGCAACCACACCCCCUAAUCAAGGAAGGCCAGAUUCUCCAGUCUAUGCUAACCUACAGGAACUGAAAAUAUCACAGUCUGCUCUUCCUCCUCUUCCUGGGAGCCCAGCAAUUCAAGUUAAUGGGGAAUGGGAGACUCACAAGGACAGUUCAGGCCGUUGUUACUACUAUAACCGCACAACCCAGGAGCGAACCUGGAAACCACCUCGAUGGGCUCGAGAUGUGAGCACAAGUCGAGAUUUUCAGAGCCCAGGAGAGCAAGAGCCUCUUUCAUCAGAAGAAAACUACCACAGCAGUUGUUUCAGCCAGUCAGAUAGUCAGUGUGGUUCUCCUCCCAGGGGUUGGUCAGAAGAGCUGGAUGAACGUGGGCAUACCUUAUAUACCAGUGACUAUACUAAGGAAAAGUGGCUCAAGCAUGUUGAUGAUCAAGGCAGACAGUAUUACUACAGCGCAGAUGGAUCUCGGUCAGAGUGGGAAUUGCCAAAGUAUAAUGCUUCAUCUCAGCAGCAGAGAGAAAUAAUUAAAAGUAGGAGCUUGGACAGGCGGCUGCAAGAACCAAUAGUGUUAACUAAAUGGAGACAUAGCACCAUUGUGUUGGACUCCAACGACAAGGAUUCUCCAACUACCACAAAACUCUGCUUACCUGAAAAUGAAUCUCCUCCUACUUCAUCAAAGCAUCAAGAUCCAGCCGGCAGUCUGAAGGGUCAGGAGAAAUAUGGACUGUUAAAUGUAACAAAAAUUACUGAAAAUGGGAAAAAGGUUCGAAAGAACUGGUUGUCUUCUUGGGCAGUGCUGCAGGGUUCAUCUUUACUUUUUACAAAAACUCAAGGAAGUAGUACAAGCUGGUUUGGGAGUAAUCAGUCCAAACCAGAAUUCACAGUGGACCUGAAGGGGGCAGUGAUUGAAAUGGCAUCAAAGGACAAAUCGAGCAAGAAGAACGUAUUUGAGCUGAAAACUCGACAAGGAACAGAACUGCUAAUUCAGUCUGAUAAUGAUGCUGUUAUUAAUGAUUGGUUUAAAGUUCUUAGUAGUACUAUCAGUAACCAGGUAGCAGAGGCUGAUGAAGCUGCUGAAGAGGAGACACCGGAUUCACCGGGGCUAGAAAAGCAGGAUAAAGAAAAGGACCAGAAGGAGCUUAAAAAACUCCGCUCAAUGAAAGGAUCCAGCAUGGAUUCUUCAGAGCAGAAGAAAACUAAGAAAAACUUAAAGAAGUUUCUUACCCGGCGCCCCACUUUGCAAGCUGUUCGUGAGAAAGGCUAUAUCAAAGAUCAAGUCUUUGGAUCUAAUCUUGCUAAUCUGUGCCAGAGGGAGAAUGGGACAGUGCCAAAGUUUGUGAAGUUAUGCAUAGAGCAUGUUGAAGAGCAUGGUAAGCGAACACCUCCAGGUUUUAUUCUUCACAUUAAACAAAACCACUCAUUGGCUCAGCAUCGAAAUUCCUACAUCUAG